Messenger RNA from Puccinia triticina, 519 nucleotides. RefSeq lists its product as uncharacterized. Bases 1 to 519 code for a protein of 172 amino acids. NCBI's taxonomy places the organism in Eukaryota, Fungi, Basidiomycota, Pucciniomycetes, Pucciniales, Pucciniaceae. The transcript has 3 exons. The record is from RefSeq and is a predicted model, not a curated record.
AUGGACGAAGAACUUGUCGACCCAAUUCGCCAGGAUCCAACACCCGUGGACGAGGAAAUACACAAGGAGGUCGAGGAGGUUGCUUGCCUGGACCCAUCCGAUCACAACCCAAAUGACGAGGCACCAAUCAUUGAUAACUCACCAAACCCUGCCGAAACUACGAAUCGACAGACACCUAGUCCAUUGGCAUAUCUUUCUCGCUCUCAUACAAAAAAGGAUUCAGUAGCAGUCGCAAUUGAGGGUCUUGUUUCCUAUCUGGAGGCAUCCCGUAAACAAGUCAAUCGUAUUGAAGAAGUAAGAUCAUCAUCCACAAGUCAACCUCGCCAGUCACCUACCAAUCUCCAACAAGCAAUUGCUCUCUAUCAGUUGGAGCAUGCAUCGGAAGCCAGCCAGAACAAAUCCUUACAAGCAUUCAAAAUAUCUCGGGACGACUUAAGCGCCCAGACCUUCAUCAGUAUUCACAACAAGGAACUCCGCUCAAGAUGGCUUGACCAACAGAUGGACGAGAUUAUCAAUUGA